CCUUAGCAAUUACCCAACUUGCAGAAACCGACACCGUUUUCCUUCAAGCGCCAGACUCUUAACUCUUUCCGUCGGCCGUAAGGACUCUCCCGAAAAAACGCGAGAAACCGAAGAAAGUGUUCCUUUACCAAAUAUUUUACUUCACAUUCAAAGUUUAAAAGCAAGAUUCAGCAAAAACAGUACUUCAAAAUUCGAAACGGAGAAAAAGAGAUAAAAACAUCUCCUUCACUUGAUCGUCUUGCGAUUAUGGAAAUAUCUUCAGGACCAAUCGGUUCUUGCUCUAAAGAUAAUCAAAAGAUCUACCUUGAGUGGUUUAAUUUUGCUGAUUCAGAUGGCGAUGGUCGAAUUACUGGCAAUGACGCUAUAAAAUUUUUUGGCAUGUCUAAUCUAUCUCGACAAGAUCUUAAGCAGGUUUGGGCAAUUGCAGAUUCUAAACGACAAGGAUAUCUUGGCUUCAAUGAGUUUAUCACUGCUAUGCAGUUAAUUUCUUUAGCGCAAGCAGGACAUGAAAUAACUCAUGAUCUCUUAAAUAGUAAUAUUGACUUUGAAAAUUUGAAAACUCCGUUCAUGGACGGUUUGGAUUUGUUGCUUGCAAAGAAAAAGCGUUUGUCAAAGUCAAGUGAACCUGAUACAAAUGGUAGUCAUCUAGUGCAACCGUCACCUUCAGCCAACUGGUUUUCUUCAAAAUCAUCAAAAAAGAUAUCUCUUUCCUCUGUUACAUCUAUCAUUGAUGGCUUGAAGAGACUGUACAUUCAGAAGCUGAAGCCAUUGGAAGUUGCUUAUCGAUUUAAUGAUUUUGUAUCUCCACUAUUGACAAGCAGUGAUUUUGAUGCCAAACCGAUGGUUAUGCUAUUGGGUCAAUAUUCCACUGGAAAAACAACAUUCAUCAAACAUUUGCUUAAAACUAGUUAUCCUGGAGCUCAUAUUGGACCUGAGCCAACUACUGACAGAUUUGUUGUUGUCAUGUCUGGUACUGAUGAAAGGAGUAUUCCAGGAAACACAGUGGCUGUCCAAGCAGAUAUGCCAUUUAAUGGACUCACAACUUUUGGAACUGCAUUUUUGUCGAAAUUUGAAUGUUCGCAAAUGCCUCAUCCUUUGCUGGAGCAUAUUACAUUUGUGGACACACCAGGAGUUUUAUCAGGAGAGAAACAACGAACACAGCGAGCUUAUGAUUUUACUGGUGUGACCUCUUGGUUUGCGGCGAAGUGUGAUCUCAUUCUGCUUCUGUUUGAUCCUCACAAACUUGAUGUUAGUGAUGAGUUCAAGCGUGUGAUUUCAUCAUUGCGUGGUCAUGAUGAUAAAAUUCGUGUGGUUCUCAACAAGGCAGACCAAGUUGAUACUCAGCAACUAAUGAGGGUUUAUGGCGCAUUGAUGUGGUCACUUGGGAAAGUUGUUAAUACUCCUGAAGUUGUGCGUGUUUAUAUUGGCUCAUUCAAUGACAAACCAGUAAAUGAAGCUGCAGUUGGCCCAAUAGGGAAGGAACUUUUUGAGAAAGAACAGGAAGACCUUCUGUCUGAUCUAAAAGAUAUACCAAAGAAGGCUUGUGACCGUCGAAUUAAUGAAUUUGUCAAAAGAGCUAGAGCUGCCAAGAUUCAUGCUUAUAUUAUUAGCCAUCUUAAAAAGGAGAUGCCGGCAAUGAUGGGUAAAGCAAAGACUCAACAGCGGCUUAUUGAUAGUUUGGCAGAUGAGUUUGGAAAGGUUCAGAGAGAGUUUCAUUUACCUCCAGGUGAUUUUCCAAAUGUUGAGCACUUUAGAGAGGUUUUGAGUGGUUACAACAUUGACAAGUUUGAGAAGUUAAAGCCUAAAAUGAUACAAGCUGUUGAUGAUAUGCUUGGCUAUGACAUUCCAGAUCUCUUGAAGAACUUCAGAAAUCCGUACGAUUAAAACAUAGCAGUUUAUAUAGGGCAAGUAAUUUAGAUCAAGACCAGACAGAAUUUGGAUGACCUUAAAAAAGAAAUUUUCACCAUUGCGUAGGUGUACAUCGAUUUUAGUGUCAUUCUAUAGAUUGAGAGCAUCUUUUUAUACUAUAUAUUAUAUAUAAUAAAAAUUGAUUCCUAUGCUUGAUUUA
Jatropha curcas is the source of this 2068-nucleotide messenger RNA. It is a transcript of the gene EHD1, whose product is annotated as EPS15 homology domain 1. Gene Ontology annotation, cellular component: plasma membrane; cytoplasm. The record is from RefSeq and is a predicted model, not a curated record. NCBI's taxonomy places the organism in Eukaryota, Viridiplantae, Streptophyta, Magnoliopsida, Malpighiales, Euphorbiaceae. Gene Ontology annotation, molecular function: GTP binding; protein binding; calcium ion binding. Gene Ontology annotation, biological process: endosomal transport; endocytosis.